GCCGGUGGAUUUCACUCAGGACAGGAGCAUACACACACACUGGACAAAUGGGAUAUAAGAACUGUAUACCUGGUCAAAGUCUACAAUCUGUCUUUACUACAAGUAAGACAACAUCAAACUGAAAAGGAGCAACAGUGUUUUUACGUUUUUGGGUUUCUUUAAGUGGACACUCAAGUGCUUGAAGAAUGGCUAUCCCCAGAAUGUUCGACUCCAACACACCGUUCAUUGAAGUAAAAGGAGGGUCAGGGCUGUCCUUUGUCGUUGAGGACAAUGGCGUCAAGGGAGAAGAAGAAAAUAACUUACUGAUUCAGACCAUUGCCCCUCACCUCAGCCUGCUGAUGGAGCAUGGCACUGCCAAGCAGGUGGGGACAGGGGGCCAGGGGAACUCUGAAGAGACCCCCUAUGUCUCCAUCAUUGCUCAGGCUGAGGGUGAAGGCUGCCAAGAGUUCAGCCCCACAAGCACUGAAUGUCCCUACUCCCGACCUCACCUCCCCAAAAGGUCCAUAGCCAAGCAAUCGAUCUUUACAAGUGACACUGAUGAAGAGGAAUAUGCAGCUCCACACAAAGUCCAUCACCGUCCCUUGAGGAGGAAAUAUCGCAAACGACAGAAUAAGAAGAGACGGAGGAGGGAUGAAGGGGAGGAGCCUCCGGUGAUCCAGGGUUUAUGGGUGCAGGAGAUUGAUUGGUUAAGAUCGACAGACAAAGAGGCGGUCGAGGCACCUGACUUCUUGCCACUUCCUGUAGGCCCCCAACACACUGACAGUAACUGGAACCCUUGCAGCACCAGAGGCUAUAGCUUAGAGGGCGUGUCUAAACCAUGUAGACAUGGGAGGGUGUCUGAAACCUGCAGCAGCUUUGCCGAUGUCUGUGACAAUGGCUGUGGACUAAAUGAUGUGCUACUCUUUGACAGCCACUGCGGACUCAGGGAAGUGUCGGACUCGUCCUGUAGUUCAGAGGAUCUGGGUGUGUCCGAAUCUCUCUGUCCUCACGAGAGCGAAUCAGACUCAUCCAUCUGUAUAGGAGGUGUGUCCGACUCUGUCUGUAGCAUUAUGGAUGUGUCAGAUUGCCUUUCCAGCAUCAUGUGUGUGUCAGACAACUUUUUGGUUCAAAGGGGUGCAUCUGGCAGCCUCAUGGGUGUGUCUGACUUGACAUCCACCUGCAGCCUGGAGCAUGAGUCAGGAUCCGCUUCCAGUGAAGAUGUUUUAACCAACUCUUCCAGUCACAGUCUGGAGGAAGUCUCCGGCUCGUCUUGUAGUUUUGAUGGGGUGCUUAACAGCGCAUGGGGAGAAUCUGAAUCAGUGAAGGGAUUACGGGGAAGAGUUACCCAGAGGGAUCUGCGCUUCGCUUCAACUUUCUUCAAAGAGGUGGUGAGAGAGGCUUUAGUUGAGAGUGACAGGCAACCCAAUGAAGGCCUCAUGUUCCAUAAGGAACUCAGAGUCUGCAAGUCUGAAUACAGGGAAGGAAAGCAAUACCACAUUCUUCACCACAUCCAGAAUGGAUCGUAUGGUGAUGUGUUCUGUGUGCAAGACAAAUCCACAGGAUUUGAGUGUGCAGCCAAGAGGAUCCCACUGAGUCACUUCAGCAGUGAGGAGGUGAGCACAUGGAGUGCUCUCAACUCUCCUCGGGUUGUUGAGCUCUUUGGUGCUGUGAGAGAGGGAAUGAACAUCACACUCUUCAUGGAUCUAAAGCCAGGUUGUUUGGCCCAGCUUCUGAGAGAGAGAGGCAGUCUGCCUGAAGAUCUUGCCCUGCACUACCUCCAUCAGCUACUGGGGGCGCUAGAGCACCUACACCACAGACAUGUUCUGCACCUGGAUGUUAAAGUUGACAAUGUGCUGUUGUCUGUGGACGGGAUGGACACUUUCCUGUGUGACUUUGGUCUCUCUGAAACCAUAGACAGCAAUUUCCAGAGCACCAACACCUUCAUAGGGCCAGGGUUCCCUGGCACAGAGAGCCACAUGGCACCAGAGGUGGCACGAGGAGACCGGCGCUGUGCCAAAGCAGAUGUGUGGAGCAGCUGCUGUAUGUUACUGCACAUGCUCAAUGGAUGCCACCCAUGGAUCCGGUACUACUCCCAUCCACUGUGUCUCAAGAUUGUCAGUGAACCUGCGCCACUGUGGGAGGUGCCUGCCAGCUGUAACCAUUUUACUGCUGAGGUCUUCAAAGCUGGACUACAGAAAGACCCCGUCAGAAGAGCAUCGGCCACUGAUCUGAGGAAAAGGACAACCCAUGCCCUGAGGGCAGUUGGAGGCCUCUGCUCCAGCUCUAUAAAAUCUGAGAAACAGGUGAACAGCAAGGCCCAGAAUGGGCACACAUCUUGCAGGAAAUCCUUCAGGAUCCCAUCUGCACUUGAUAAACAAGCAGUCACCAAAACGGCAUCCACAAUGCAAUGGGUGAGCCCUUGGAGAUCCAUGGCAGCUGAUGAAGACAGCAUUGACGCAGAGGAGGGACAAUCGGAAUGGAAAAAGUACUCUGAAUCGGAAUCAGAUUCCAUGGAAGCCGGGGGCUGGGAAUCACAUUCAAGUUCCUUCCACAACCUUCAGACGGAAGACAAUGACUGGGAAUGGGAGACGGAUUCUGAGGUGGAUAUUUAUUUGGGAGAGGAGGAAUAUUCCAAACAAAGGGUUGCCUCGGGAAAGCGGGAUGAUGAGAAGGACUAUGAGGGCGAUUUGGAAGAAGAAGAGUCAGAAUGGGAUUCCUCCUCAUCCACUGAGCUUUUCCGUGUCCUACAAGCCCACUUCCCUGUUCUACGGCAAGGCCAGCCGACUCGUCAGUCUUGGGGAUCGGAACCAGAACUAGAAUACCUCAGAGAUGGUGUGACCGUGGGAAGUGUGGCCCAGACCCCAUCACCUGAACCUCGGGACCACCCCCCAUCCUGUUUAAGCAACACUGACGAUUCCUAUAUAGACGCCACAGACAAGGACUUGGAUUGCUGGUCAGACGACCUCAGUUCAGGGGUAUUCUCUUCCUACAACAGCCAGACAGACGGACAUAUGGAAUGGCUGCUCUCAACCAAUCAGACGCAAUCUCACUGCUUUGAAGGUGUUGAUAUAUGGAUUGAGAACAUUGGUGGCGAGUGUCUCAGGAUACGAGAACGUCGGCAGGUCAAAGUAGGCCACGUUGCCAUAGGGAUCAGUGAACAGAUCACAGCUAAGGCCUUCAGCAUGGAGACCCUGGACAGGAAGAUUGUGUCCUUCCAACAGGAGAUCCAGGAGUCAGGACUGUGGCUUCGAUGUGUUCCUGCCCCAGAUGGAUGCCAGCUUUGGAACUGGAGAAUCAGGGAGGGCAAGCUGGAGAUUCGGGAUUAAUGAAUGUCAUAAACUCUAUUCACAUUCUGUAUAUACUUUAUUCAAAGCACUUCCAUCAAUGUGACAAUGAACGUCAUGUAUUAUUAUGAUUUACUGACUUUUGUGCAGUAAUUCUGCCUGGUGGACAUUUUUGGACUAUGUAGGCUACCUCUACUUUUUUGUCAAGAUAUAUUUUCAUGACUAUCCGGUGACCAUUGCUUGUGUUUGAAAUAUUUUUUACUUUUUAAAUAAAUUGUAUUGAUAUGUAAAGGUUUAUCAGGAUCAUUUUGACAGUUUGACAGUCAAAUUGCAUUAGGGUCUGGGGUCCCAAGUGAAAACAAUUAUACUUAAAGGCACGGUAGGCAAUGUUGAGAAGCACUUUUUGUCAUAUGCUAAAAUAAACUUAAAAUGCUGAUUCCCAUACAGCUAAAGGUUUGAUAGCAAAAUGUAAUCAAUCCAAUAUCUGUGGGCGUCGCAGUACUGUCAAAAACACAACCAAUCCUUAAGGUCAGACCGGCACUAAUGAUUGGACGGCAUUCGGACCGAAUGCAGCGAUUGGACGGGGUACUUGUCUGUCUACCUCCUGGCAGGUGUCAGGCCUAGCUUUUGUGUGUUUUGGAGAAGUGGCUGAUAUUUUACUUUGAAUCCUUUCAAACUCGAGCUAAAAUUGCUAAGUUCGCAAAACUUGCCUAUCCUGCCUUUAAAGUUUAACAAAGUAUAAGUAGGCUACUCUGUGGGCUUCCUUUUUUCCGCUUGGGGUACCAUACUGUCAAACUAUUCGCUCACCAGGAUUUGUCUAUAUAGGCUGCACAUUAUCAAGUCACAUUAAUUACUAUGCGGUAGAUUAAUCAGUCCUUGACAAAUGAUGACGUUAGAAUACAGUAGUUUUACCGCAGGUGAUACGUUUCAUUGCAUGUAUGCAUAUGUGGUCUAUGAAACAAGGUCACAUUACUGCAAAUUGUUUAGAAAAAUUGACACUGACUCAACAGGCACCCGACUUAAAUACAUUACACUGUCCACAAGUUAUAUAGAGGACAGUUAACAACAUCUGCAAAU
Osmerus eperlanus (European smelt) is the source of this 4340-nucleotide messenger RNA. RefSeq names its product mitogen-activated protein kinase kinase kinase 14 (gene map3k14b). The record is from RefSeq and is a predicted model, not a curated record. Gene Ontology annotation, biological process: protein phosphorylation; canonical NF-kappaB signal transduction. NCBI's taxonomy places the organism in Eukaryota, Metazoa, Chordata, Actinopteri, Osmeriformes, Osmeridae. The coding region runs from base 186 to 3305 and encodes 1039 amino acids. Gene Ontology annotation, molecular function: protein kinase activity; ATP binding. The transcript has 15 exons.